UACCUUAAAUUGCUUGUCACUCGAGGGUAUUUAUGUUUAGGUUUACUGGCAAUGAACCCUAUACCAGUACAUGGAUAAACAUAUAAGCGACAAAAUCAUUUCCGUAUUCAUAAGGAAUCACUGUUAAAAGUCCAUUGUACGGUUAUGACUAUAUCACGAGCAUGACUCAAUAUCAUCUAUAUUCACCUGACUCCAUACAUUUGUGCAUCUAUUCAGCCGAAAAACAACUUCCUAAUGCUACCACCUGAGCCCGAGGAAAUGUGUGAAUGAAUCAAUUACAACCCACAACCCCCUAAUGCUGCUUCUCAACAAACCUCAUUUGUCAAUACAUCAGGAAAGCGCUCACCUAUACAUAACUACGUUAGCAGCGAGACUGGUAACUGAAGUAAAUGAUAUACAUAAAUAUGAUUGGUUCAGAAUGAUGUCAUAUAGGAUUAGCCAAUCGCGAAAGGCCAUUUUAAUACGUCAUAUCGCACUCUAUGAAUAGCCUAUUUCCCACGAAUUCAUUUUGACGCUUCAACUCAGUGUACAAUGUCCUACAACCAGACAUGUGCCGGCUAGUACUGUCAGGGCUUCUGUGGUGUAUUUGUGCCGGUCUCGCCUAUGGCUCGGGGGAGUGUCCCCAAGGAACGUACCGGGAUUUCGGCUCUGGACACUGUGACCCGUGUUCUGAUAUAUGCGAGUAUAUGAAGAUAAAGAGAACUGAAGAGGACUGCCGGAAAAACUGUCCCGAUGACUUCCGACUGAACUUCGCUAGUAAUUCAGAAAAAGACAAUAAAGUUGGCACCAAGAAGACGACAGACAAAGAGGGAAGCAUUCUUCCUGCAGUGCUUUCUGUGUUAGCAGCGGUGGUCGUGGUCAGUGUGGUGCUGGCGCUUGUCGUUUAUCGUCGUGUUUAUGUCAGCCCUAGACACAGACCUAUACAACCAGCAAAUGAAACCCUGGUAGAGCUCCCUUCCAUUCCAUGCACUGAAGAAUCCGUCAGUGACUUCCAUGAAGUUCCUAUAGAAGAACAACCACUACCAACUGAAGAGGAAAAUAAGUUUCCCAUGGCAUUCUCUGAUCUCCCCUUCAGUGCCAGACAUGCCAGUAACCUGCACGGAUCUUACUGAGCCAGCUGGUUUAACUACUGGGGUAUUGGCAUUAUGCCACCUUUGUUUAAUUCGGGGCAGAGAAAAUCCCAUGCCUGUCCCAGGAGCCGACAAAUGAUCCGGAGUUUUCUUGAGGGGACCUUGGCGUUAAGCGUUAAUGUUCAAUGCGUGGAGAUCAGAAAGAUUACACAUCUAGAAACAACUAUAUCCAGUUGUCUUGCUUUACAGAGUUAAUGUGGAACAUCAAAGGACGAGAUAUUUUCGAUACUAACGCGAGAUCAUAUGCUGUAGAAUAGCACACGAAUAUUGAAACAGGAAGUGUGCUCCCUUCACGCCUCUCUAGAAAGUCUGUAGAAUGAGGAAGUGGGUGACCCAAAAUGACUUCAUGACAUGUUCAGCAAGUGUCCUAACGUGUAGUCGGGUGGUCCGGUAUGAGCUGACACUACAUAUUUUACAGAGGCAGAUCUAGAGGCAGAGCUCAAUUGAAUGUAUGUAUACAAGAGUGUGUCAAAUUGAGCAAACCACUCAGGAAUAUAUCACGACACUGCCACUGUUAUUUUUGUAUAUUCAUGUUUGAAUGUAUUUAGAUGUCAACAUGAACACGUAUGGCGAACGAAAGAAGUCUCUUAACCGAAUGUGUGUGAAGGAUAUUAAAAUGAAAUGUAUAAUUUGA
Molecule: messenger RNA, 1764 nt
Organism: Haliotis rufescens (red abalone)
Lineage: Eukaryota; Metazoa; Mollusca; Gastropoda; Lepetellida; Haliotidae
Exons: 4
Coding region: 549-1112 (187 amino acids)
Source: RefSeq, a predicted model, not a curated record